AACAGAAACAAUUGUCAUUUUCUGUAAAUUCGAACAUGCUUUCCACCCUCCACUCCACCAAAAUGCCCCAAUAUCAGCACAAAUAACGAAAAAGAAAAGGAGAAAAAAACACCCAUAAUAUCCGUUACCCAAAUCAGUCAACAGUUGAGCGUUUCAACCGAUCAUAAAUUCAUGAUCAAGAACCAAAGACACAAGUAAAUCACGUUACUUAGUACUACUAAUAUCACUUCAGUGGAAUACCUCGUCAUAUUCCAAAUUAUCCCAGUUACUUUCGUCUUUAGGUCACCAAAAUCUUUUACCUCGCUUUCUUAAUCAUCUCCCAGAAACACCAAAUUUUUUCAUGCAUUUAUAUCAAAUAAUAUAUACUUCUAACUCUAAGUUCUAACAACAACAACAACAAAAAAUGAUGUACACAAAAUCAGAAUCUGAUAUCACUAGCUUAGCUACAUCAUCACCAAGAUUAUCACCCAAGCCACCUAGGCCAGUCUACUACGUCCAAAGCCCUUCACGCGACUCUCAUGAGGAAGACAAGUCAUCGACGUCGGCCUCAGCAACCGCGACACAGGCAACGAACACCCCGGUAGGAUUCAGGAGCCCGUAUGAUUCGAUAUCGUUACUAUCUCUCUUCAGCCGUCAGACAAGGUCAUCGGUUACGAGUCGAGUUAGCGAGCCUCAAGGGUACCGGAGGAAGAGGAGAGAGAGGGAGAGGAUACGGUUAUUGGGAGAGCGGCACCACGCCGCGGCAGAGGAGGAGAAGAGAGAGAGGGAGGUUUAUGUGAAAUGGUGGAGAGAUGAGGAGGAGGAGGAGUUGUCUAAGAGUUGUAAGGUUUUGAUGGGGAUGAUGGUUUUAGGGUUGGUUUUUAUGGUUGGGUGUUUUAUUGUUUGGGGUGCUAGUAGGCCUUUUAGUGCUCAAGUUUUCCUCAAGGAUGUGACUAUACAUAGUUUCUAUUUUGGGGAGGGAUCAGACUUAACAGGAGUACCAAGCAAGAUAUUGACAAUAAAUUGUUCACUUAGAAUGAGAGUGCACAAUCCUGCUACUUUCUUCGGCAUUCAUGUUAGCUGCUCAACUAUCCACCUUCGUUAUUAUGAUCUCACUAUUGCUUCUGGUCAGUUGGAGUCAUACUACCAACCCAGGAAAAGCUGGCGAACAGUACGUAUAAACAUCGAGGGGAAGAAGGUGCCUUUGUAUGGGGCCGGUGAUGGCUUUGUGGUCUCGAAUAAGGCAGAAGGUGUUCCCUUGAUAUUGGAUUUCGAAAUGAGAUCACAUGGUGAAGUCGUGGGUAAGUUGGUGAAGACGAAGCAUCGACGACAUGUAAGAUGUUCUCUAAACAUCAGCUCAUAUAGCAUCCAGAUUGUUAAACUUACAGAAGACUCUUGUAUAUAGUGCUGAAUUUGAGAGAUACAAAGGGUUGAAGAAAGUCUGUUAUACAAUACCAUUAAGUGUAGAUGAUUUUAUUAUGAAUGA
Beta vulgaris subsp. vulgaris (sugar beet) is the source of this 1465-nucleotide messenger RNA. RefSeq lists its product as hypothetical. The record is from RefSeq and is a predicted model, not a curated record. The transcript is spliced from 3 exons. Bases 404 to 1384 code for a protein of 326 amino acids. NCBI's taxonomy places the organism in Eukaryota, Viridiplantae, Streptophyta, Magnoliopsida, Caryophyllales, Amaranthaceae.